GAAAUUUAUCAGUACUGGAAUCUGCCGCUGCAAAUCGACGAUUUAGUCAUCGUCAACAAACACAGCAGUAGGCAGUAGCAAGUCAACGAGAUUCCGCAAUGAGGAAACGAGAUUUGGCUAUUCUAAUGCUUUCAGCUUUCGCUAUUUUCUUCUCCCUUCAGGUUUUCUCUCUUCAAUUGCUUUUCAUUUUCGUACCUCGAAUCUCACCGAUUUUCUUCUCCAUUUCUCUCCUCAAGCACGAAGGUGAUUUCUCUUUUCGAGAAGCGUGGUUCCACUUAUCAGCUUAAUAUCCAAUCAGAUACGUUUCCGAUCGUCUCCCUCCGCCUCGAUCUCAACGCCGACGGAAAGAAGGAAAGUCCUCGUCGCCACGCACGAUGCCAAAAUUCAGGUACUGGAGCCACAUGCAAGGCGAGUGCAUGAAGGAUUCAGAGAAGCGCGAGUGCUGGCAAAGGUGUCUUUGUUGCCUGUUAAGAUCAGGGUAACGACUGGUAGACGUGCUGUGUCCAUGGCCACUGGUGUUAUAGAUCGAACGUAUAAGCUGGGGCAACCGCAGAAGCAGGUUCUGGUUGUUGUCGCAUCUGGUUGGUCCGUUAUGUGUUUCGAUCAUAACCUCAAAAAGCUAUGGGAAAAUAAAUUGCAGGAGGAUUUUCCACAUAAUGCACACCACAGAGAAAUAGCAAUCCCAAUAAGCAAUUACACUUUGAAACAUGGGGAUAUAGGACUUGUCAUCAUUGGCGGGAGAAUGGAAAUGCAACCACAUAUUUACAUAGAUCCUUUUGAAGAGAUUGGGAUGCAAGAGCCAAAUGCCAAGAAACAUAGAAGAAGUGCCAGCGAAAAGGAGGUAUUAUUUUCUUAUGGGUCAACUGUCUUAAAUAUUUAUAUUGGUCCAUUUGGCUUCUGAGAACUCUGGCACUGUGAAUUUACACCAUUUUGCAUUCUAUGCAUUUGCUGGGCAAAGUGGUUUACUUUGUUGGAGUAGAAAGAGUGAGAAUAUUGAAGACCAUUCAUCAGAUCCAUUACAGCUAAUUCCGCAGCACAACUACAAGCUCAAUGCGCAUGCUUUGAAUGAUCGUCAUCCAGGACAGCUUGCAUGUAGGGAUGUCAGAUAAUCAGUCCUUGGAGUUAUGCCACAUCAAUGGGAUAGGAGAGAAGAUUCAUAUUGAAGCUGGCACACUUCAAGCGACACAGAUGGAAAACAUUGAAGAAAGCAGAUGGAAAAAAAACAACGUACCCUUUUCACAAGCCUGAGGAACACCAUCCUGUGGGGAAGGACUCAACGAAAAAAAUUUCAAACUUGAUUGGAGAAGCUGCUUAGGUUGCGGGUUCAGCAAAAAAUAAGGAGGUAGUUUCUUCGUAGAGCCAAGCAGUUGUUAUGGCAUUCCAUUCACAAACACUGUUUAUGUGAAGAUGUUUUGGUUUUAAGUUGCUUCCAUAUUCACCAGGAUCCCAUAUGAUGGUUUUAUGAAUGUGAUGAAGAAAGGAAAAGGGAUAACAAUCAUUUGAUUCUGCCAGCCUUCUUUUUCUUUGUUCAUCUGCUUUUCUCUGUUUAUCUUGGGUUUUAGUUUUUAGUUUUUCAAUUUUCACUUUUGUUAUUUCUUUUAAGCCAUAAUAGAUAUCUAACAACAAAGUUUUACAGUGGCACCAACUGUGUGGACUAUUACCCUAAGAGAGUACCAAUUACAAAAGCCUCUGCAAGUUUAUCACAUAAAUGCCUUGUAACAUCCUAGUUUGCUCUUUUGAUGCAGCCCACUAAUUAUAUUCCAACCAUAACAAAUCACACCAACUUUUUGUGGGUUCCUAAUGUUGUUGUAGCUCAUCAAAAGGAAGGGAUAGAAGUUGUUCAUCUGGCAAGUGAUGGACUUAUACGCAAGCUUCAUCUCCAAGAAGGUGGUCUUCAUGCUGAUAUUAAUGGAGAUGGGGUCCUAGAUCAUGUCCUGGUGCACCUUUUUACCUUUAUAUCUCGAACAUUGUUAAAAUGCUGGGCUGUUCCUUAUCGUUUAAUGUAGAAAAAUGGAUUAGCAUAUCUCAACUGACCUUUCGUAGGCUGGUUUGCAUCAACGUUCUGUGGGAUGUGACCAUCUUCUCCAAAAGUGUAGUCAUCUGAUCCGGAUUAUAGCUAGCUGUAUGCGGUGAUUUUGGGGGCUUUACAUUUUUUUGGUCUGGGGUGUCAUAUGACUCAUUUGAAAUGUAUAAUCAUCUGAACUGGAUUAUAGUGACAUGCUAUGCUGUCUAUGCUGAUUGCAAAAUAUUAACACUGAAUGUGUACACUCUUGAAUUUAACAGUAUAAUUAAGCUCAUUUUUUGGU
This is a messenger RNA of Rubroshorea leprosula, 2306 nucleotides long. Lineage: Eukaryota; Viridiplantae; Streptophyta; Magnoliopsida; Malvales; Dipterocarpaceae. The record is from the annotation of a GenBank genome assembly.